Molecule: messenger RNA, 818 nt
Organism: Prunus mume (Japanese apricot)
Lineage: Eukaryota; Viridiplantae; Streptophyta; Magnoliopsida; Rosales; Rosaceae
Biological process (GO): rRNA processing
Cellular component (GO): nucleus
Source: RefSeq, a predicted model, not a curated record
GUUACUGUUACACCUUGCGGCACCUAACAUCGUCUUCUUCACGAGUUGAUGGGAUAGCCGCCUCUUCUUCGCAGAGCAACUGGAGAUACGCAGCAGCUGCAAGCGCAAAGCUUAAGCUUCGGCUCCAAUGGCAGCCUUCGACCAUAUCAAGGACAUGUACGAUGUUGCUCUAAAGCCUCGUCUGUUGCACACGCUCAUUAGAGACCAUGUCCCCGACAAUAAGCACCCUUUCGGGAGCCCAUUGGAUCUGUCGAAGGUAGUGUACACAAUCAAAACUCACAACCUCCUUCUCGAGUCUGUACAAGAUCCGACUUUUCAAAAGCUAAUCAAUAAUUGGAGAUCCACCAUUGAUUCCUGUGUCAACCACUUGAUGGAGCUCAUUGUCAAUGACAUUCCAGAUAAAUGUUGGGCGGGAAUUUGUUUGCUGGGGGUGACUUGUCAGGAAUGCAGCUACGAGCGUUUCUUAGAAUCAUACUCUGGUUGGUUCCAGAAGCAUCUACCACAUAUUCAGCCUACGGAAAUUUCUCAAUUUGUGAAGGUGGCCUCUUGUGCUUCAAUGUCAGAUCUCAUCUCAAGGUUCGGUGGAUCUGCUAAUGUGAAAAGGGAUGGAGCUGCCCAUGCUGGGAAGCUCAUUCAGCAAGGCAUUCAACCAGUUUUAUAAUUAUUAGAUGAUGAUCAUUCAGAGGUUGUUUGGGUAAGUUGCUUAAUCUUUUCUUUAAAUAAUAUAUGACUAAUUCACUCUUUUAUUUAGCGGCUAAAGAAUUGCACUUUUUCUUUUCUUUCUGUGGACAAAUUUUUAAUGAAUUUGCGUUUGAUUA